Myiozetetes cayanensis is the source of this 884-nucleotide messenger RNA. RefSeq names its product syntaxin-1B-like. Gene Ontology annotation, cellular component: endomembrane system; plasma membrane; SNARE complex. Gene Ontology annotation, biological process: exocytic insertion of neurotransmitter receptor to postsynaptic membrane; vesicle fusion; intracellular protein transport. NCBI's taxonomy places the organism in Eukaryota, Metazoa, Chordata, Aves, Passeriformes, Tyrannidae. The record is from RefSeq and is a predicted model, not a curated record. Gene Ontology annotation, molecular function: SNAP receptor activity; SNARE binding.
CACCCCUCCCACCAUGAAGGACCGGACUCAGGAGCUUCGCAGCGCCAAGGACAGCGACGACGAGGACGAGGUGGUGACAGUGGACAGGGACCACUUCAUGGACGAGUUCUUCGAGCAGGUGGAGGAGAUCCGGGGGUGCAUCGAGAAGCUGUCGGAGGACGUGGAGCAGGUGAAGAAGCAGCACAGCGCCAUCCUGGCAGCCCCCAACCCUGAUGAGAAGACCAAACAGGAGCUCGAGGACCUCCGGCCGACAUCAGAAAACGCGAACAAAGUCCGGUCCAAAUUGAAAGCCAUCGAGCAGAGCAUCGAGCAGGAGGAGGGGCUGAACCGCUCCUCGGCCGACCUGCGCAUCCGCAAGACACAGCACUCGACGCUGUCGCGGAAGUUCGUGGAGGUGAUGACCGAGUACAACGCGACGCAGUCCAAGUACCGCGACCGCUGCAAGGACCGCAUCCAGCGCCAGCUGGAGAUCACCGGAAGGACCACCACGAACGAGGAGCUGGAGGACAUGCUGGAGAGCGGGAAGUUGGCCAUCUUCACCGACGAUAUCAAGAUGGACUCGCAGAUGACCAAACAGGCGCUGAACGAGAUCGAGACGCGGCACAACGAGAUCAUCAAACUGGAGACGAGCAUCAGGGAGCUGCACGACAUGUUCGUGGACAUGGCCAUGCUGGUGGAGAGCCAGGGCGAGAUGAUCGACCGCAUCGAGUACAACGUGGAGCACUCGGUCGGCAUCGAGCGCGCCGUGUCCGACACCAAAACCGUAAAGUACCAGAGCAAAGCCCGGAGGAAGAAAAUCAUGAUCAUCAUCUGCUGCGUGGUGCUGGGGGUGGUCUUGGCCUCCUCCAUCGGGGGCACCCUGGGCUUGUAGGGCCCUCCUCCCC